AGCAAACGCAGGAAAAUAAACAAUGCAGCAGAUCCGGAAUCGCCAGUCGGUUUAUAAGGGGAGAGAAAUUAUUUAGACGCAACGGCCAAUCGUUGCCAAACAAUCUCUCUGCGAAUGUCACGUACUGGAAAACAAGAAAGAAAAAAGAAAAAGGUUUAAGGCCUUUGAAGCCUCCAGGGGCGUCUCAGACUCUCAAUCGCAUGGCGUCAGAGUUCGAAGAGCAUUAGAGUUCGUUCGGAAAUAAUGGCUUCCACCCCAAAACGACGGAAAUCACUACACAAAACCCCCAAUCAUGAGUCUUCUUCAUUGGCGUGGUUUUUGACGGAACCAUCGCCAGACCUUUUUCCUUCCAAAGAGGAGUUUUUAAGGCUCCUCGCCGUCGUCUCUAUUGCUCUCUCAGUUGCCAUUGGUUGUAACUACGCAGUCAGUGUCCUCAAUCGUCAAUCGAAACCCUUUUGCGAUAGCGGUGGAGCUUCUGAAGACUCAGUUUCUGAUGACUGUGAACCUUGUCCAAAUAAUGGAGAAUGUUUUGAAGGCAAGCUUGAAUGUUUUCAUGGAUACAAAAAACAUGGAAGGUUAUGUGUAGAGGAUGGAGAAAUUAAUCAAACAGCCAAGAAACUAUCGGAAUGGGUACAACUACGUGUUUGUGAAGCAUAUGUGCAGUUUUUGUGUGAUGGAACAGGGACAAUUUGGGUUCAGGAGAUGGGGUUAUGGAAAGAACUUGAUGGGUAUCGUUUGAAUAGAAAUUUUGGCUUGAGUAAUGAUUCUUUUGUGUAUACUAAACAGAAGGCACUAGAAGCUGUUGAAAGCUUGUUGGAAACAAGGAGAGAUUCCAAUGGGGUUAAAGAACUAAAAUGUCCAGACUGGCUGGCAGAGCGCUAUAAACCAUUCCUCUGUUACAUCCGGCAAUGGAUCUUGGAGAACACUUUGUAUUUACUGCCCAUUUCUACAUUGCUUGUAGGUUUCAUAACCUUAUUGGUGUUGUUACUUAGGCGAGUGCGUAGGAGUAGAUAUUUAUCGAGCAGAGCAGAACAGCUUUACCAACAGGUUUGUGACAUACUUGAAGAGAAUGCAAUAAUGGCAAAGAAUGUGAAUGGAGAAGGUGAACCUUGGGUGGUUGCUUCUCAGCUGCGAGAUCAUCUACUGUUACCAAGGGAGCGGAAGGACCCUUUGUUAUGGAAAAAGGUUGAGGAGUUGGUGCAAGAAGACUCACGUUUGGAUCAGUACCCAAAACUGGUGAAGGGCGAGUCAAAAGUGGUAUGGGAAUGGCAAGUUGAAGGUUCUCUCAGCUCUUCAAGGAUGAAAGCAAAGGGACGAAUGAACAAAUUGAAAUCCAGUUGGGGCAUGUGUGAUUCUUCUGCUCAACAACAGCAAGAGGAACAUCAGCAGCAACAGCAACAAAGACACACGUUGAAGGCUCUCGGGCUGCUAAAUUCCUGAUGUAUAUUUUUUCAUGGCUAUGCUUUAUGUAUUAUAUAGUAUAUUAUGGACUUUCUCUAAUGGUGGGGCCGAACCAGAAGAUACUUUUGCAGCAUUCUACGCAGUGAUGAAUCCCCAGGCCCACUCUACCAUGUAUUUUAUCCAACGAAACUGCUAUCCCGGUGCUUUAUUCAUAUUUCAUAGCCCUGCAGUUCCAUAGUACCUGGUCUUUGUAUGUGGCAGCCUUUAAUYUUCUUGUAAGAAACUGUAACGAGGUAGGAACUGUUUCAUGGAAUGGUCUGUCGAAACAUGGAGACCUGUUUUCUCUC
Nelumbo nucifera (sacred lotus) is the source of this 1748-nucleotide messenger RNA. RefSeq names its product Man1-Src1p-carboxy-terminal domain protein. Gene Ontology annotation, biological process: nuclear membrane organization. Gene Ontology annotation, molecular function: chromatin binding. Gene Ontology annotation, cellular component: nuclear inner membrane; endoplasmic reticulum; nuclear periphery. NCBI's taxonomy places the organism in Eukaryota, Viridiplantae, Streptophyta, Magnoliopsida, Proteales, Nelumbonaceae. The record is from RefSeq and is a predicted model, not a curated record.